This is a messenger RNA of Myxocyprinus asiaticus (Chinese sucker), 1572 nucleotides long. Its product is annotated as delta(3,5)-Delta(2,4)-dienoyl-CoA isomerase, mitochondrial-like. NCBI's taxonomy places the organism in Eukaryota, Metazoa, Chordata, Actinopteri, Cypriniformes, Catostomidae. Gene Ontology annotation, molecular function: delta(3,5)-delta(2,4)-dienoyl-CoA isomerase activity. The transcript is spliced from 10 exons. Bases 198 to 1124 code for a protein of 308 amino acids. Gene Ontology annotation, cellular component: mitochondrion. The record is from RefSeq and is a predicted model, not a curated record.
CAAUGAGCCACCGUACGUCAUAGUAAAAAAUAAAGCAUAUGGCGUCCUGCUAAACAGAAAUAAAACAGCCCUCCUAAUACCUGCUUUCAGUUUUUGUGAGGACUUACUUGUCUCACACAGCUUCAGAAGAUAAAACGACACUAUUGAAGUGAGUUUUGAGUUUUGGUCUGUGAGACUAUAUUGGUCAAAGGGCAACAAUGACAUUUCUAUUCAGAUCUGCUCUCACAAAACAGGGUCUGUUGAUGCCUGUUCUGAAUGCUGUUAGAGGAAUGUCUACUUCAACAGGUCCCAACCCCCUCUUCACCACCCUGUCAAUCACCCGCCCGGCCGAUACCAUCACUCACGUCGAGUUCUGUCGUCCAGAGAAACGCAAUGCAAUGAACAAGGCAUUCUGGAGUGAAAUGGUUGACUGCUUCAAUCAGAUUGCUGAAGACCCGGAGUGUCGUGUUGUGGUUUUUUCAGGUGCUGGGAAGCUCUUCACAGCUGGUAUUGACCUGAUGAGCAUGGCCAGUGAUAUUCUACAGCCUGAGGGAGACGACACUGCAAGGAUCUCAUGGAACUUGCGCCACAUCAUAGGCAAAUACCAGGAAACCUUCUCUGUUAUAGAAAAGUGUCCAAAACCAGUGAUUGUUGCCAUACAUGGAGCAUGUAUUGGAGGGGGAGUGGAUCUGAUCACAGCAUGCGAUAUACGGCUCUGUACACAGGAUGCCUGGUUUCAGGUCAAGGAAGUCGACAUUGGCCUGGCAGCUGAUGUCGGUACUUUGCAGCGUCUCCCCAAAGUGAUUGGAAGUCGUAGUCUGGUGAAUGAGCUGGCUUUGACUGCGAGGAAGAUGUACGCUGAUGAAGCCAAGAGUUGUGGAUUAGUCAGCCGUGUGUUUCCAGAUAAAGAGACGAUGAUGGCCGGAGCUAUGGAGAUGGCAGAAGAGAUCGCAAGCAGGAGUCCUGUUGCAGUACAGGGAACCAAAGUCAAUCUAAUUUACUCCAGAGAUCACAGUGUUCCAGAUGGCCUGAAUUACAUGGCCACCUGGAAUAUGAGCAUGCUUCAAACCCAUGAUCUGAUGAAGUCAGCUCAGGCUGCCAUGGAGAAGAAAAGCCCUAAAGAAAUUACUUUCUCUAAGCUCUGAGAAUCUACAGGGGAAUGCAUGCUUACUCAAACCAGCUUAAAAAGUUCCAUGAAGACCGCCUGCUGAUUUAUAUUUCAUGUGCAUGUCUUUGUAAACAUGAUUUCUAUAACUAAAGUGCUUCGUGCCAGCACAAAUUUAAUUCGUUCAUCAACUUCAGUGAAAGCAAACUCUUUCUGGAAUUGCUUUACUACAAUUGCAGGGUGAUGUAAUAUUUUUAUGGGUGCCUUAAAUAUUGUUUGGCACAUAAAUGUUAGUUAAUUAACCAAAAACUACAAAACAUGUUCAGUGCUGAACGUACAAUAAAACUUGAUAUUUAGAUGCACAGUAUGACUGUUUGACCUAUGCCUUAUCAAUCUUAUGAUUUUUUUUGUUCUGCAUUAAAUUACAUUUGACAGUAGAACUUGUAUGAACUGUGACAAUAUUUUUGCACUUCCAGUAAAAACUAAUA